Capsaspora owczarzaki ATCC 30864 is the source of this 1941-nucleotide messenger RNA. RefSeq names its product phosphoenolpyruvate synthase. Gene Ontology annotation, molecular function: transferase activity, transferring phosphorus-containing groups. Gene Ontology annotation, biological process: phosphorylation. The record is from RefSeq and is a predicted model, not a curated record. NCBI's taxonomy places the organism in Eukaryota, Filasterea, Ministeriida, Capsasporidae. The transcript has 3 exons. The coding region runs from base 1 to 1941 and encodes 646 amino acids.
AUGCUCGGCCUUGUUCGCGGCAACAUUUACUACAACCUGAUGAACUGGUACCGGUGCCUUGCCACCAUCCCAGUCGGUGUCGACAAGGGCAAGUUUAUGGAGACCAUGAUGGGUGUCAAGCAAACGCUCGAUCCUGCGCUCGAGCGCGAGCUUGGUGCCAUCUCUGCCACCGAGCCACAGUACAGUAUUGGAACCAAGAUCCGUGUGCUCGUCUCCAUGCUGCACAAGAUUUACACCCUGGACGGCCUCGUUGCCAGCUUCUUUGAAAACUUCAACCACCAUUACGCGCACGCUCGAAGCAUUGACUUUUUCAGCCUGUCCAUCCAAGAGCAGUCGGCGUGGAUUCGAAAGCUCCAUCGCGACGUCACGAGCAAGUGGGAAACGCCCAUCCUGAACGACACCUACGUCAUGCUCUUUUUUGGAAUGCUCAAAAAGCUGGUGGGCCAGUAUCUGCACCUGGACUCGGACAAGGCGCAGUCACUCCAAAACGACUUGCUGUGCGGCCAAGGCGAUGUCGAAAGCACCGAACCGACCAAGAUGCUCAUGCGCAUUGCCGCGCAGGUGGAUGCCUCUGCCGCCCCCGUCCGCAAGUGGUUCCUGGAGAACCAGCAAGACGUCAUUGCUCGCGUGCUGAACUUGUCGGAAGUCCGCUCCGCCACCAAGCGUGCCCGCAGAAGUCAAUCUGCCGAUCAUUUUGGCGACGCAGAGGCCUUUGUCCAAGCCAUCUCGAGCACCAAAGACGAUCCCAAGCACACGAUUUGCGCGCACAUUGAGCUCUUCCUCGACAAGUACGGUUUCCGCUGCAUCAACGAGCUCAAGCUCGAGGAGAGCACGCUGUAUGACCAGCCUGAUUUUGUCAUUGAAUCCAUUGCCGGCUACGUCCGCACCAAGUCGUACUCGAUCGACGCCAUGGAAGAGCGCGAGCUUGCCAUCCGCCACCAGGCUGAAGCAACCAUCAACAGCACACUCAACCCCGUCAAGCGCGCCUUCUUCAACUGGGUGCUGUGGCACGCACGUCGCGGCGUUCGCCACCGUGAAAACAUGCGCUUUGCGCGAACCAAAUUGUUUGGACUGUUCCGCGAGCUGUGGCGCGCCUAUGGCGCAAACUUGGUCAAGCUGGGACUUCUCCAGGAUCGACAGGAUGCCUUUUAUCUGACGCAGGACGAGCUGUACGCGUUUGCUGAUGGUCGCUCUGUCACGAACGACAUUGCUGGUCUUGUUGCGCUUCGCAAGCACGAGUACGACGAGUACCGCAAGGGCGUUUCUCCUCCCGAGCGCUUCAUGACGCGCGGCGCUGCUGGUCUGUUUAUGCACUAUCCCCAGAUCCUUGGCGACCUCAACAUGCUUCGCCAACUCGAGCUGGAUGCGGCUGCCGAUCCUCAGGUGCUCCGUGGCACACCGUGCUGCCCGGGUGUGGUCGAGGGCGUCGUCCGUGUGGCGGUGACCAUCAACGAGACAAAGAACCUGUCUGGCGAGAUUCUCGUGACUGCCCGCACCGAUCCAGGCUGGGUUCCGCUGUACCCGCUCUGCUCUGGCCUGCUGAUUGAGCGUGGCAGCCUUCUGUCGCACUCUGCUGUCGUGGCACGAGAGCUGGGCCUGCCGACCAUUGUUGGCAUUUCGGGUGGUCUGAUGAAGCGCCUGAAGACGGGAAUGCGUGUUCGCAUUGACGCCGCGAAGGGAGAGGUUCGCAUUCUGGACGACACUGACUCUGGAAGCAAUGUUGUUGCUGCUGCUGUCAAUGUCUCGGGCAAGGACACCCAGGCUCCCGAUGUGCUGGUUGGUGAUUCGACAACGCGCAAGCGCCGCAGCAACUCUCGCUCGCGGUCUUCGAACGAGGAUGAGGAGGAUGGUGCUUCCAAACGUUCACAGUCUCCUGCUCGUGGAAAGUCGCCGGCUCGAGGAAAGUCUCCUGCUCGUGGCGAGUCCAAGAAGUCCAAGUGA